GAACAAUUGGAACAUUUUAAUUGAAAAAUGAUUGUAUAAAAUGUUAUAUUAUUUUAUAUAUUUGAUAAUAAGGUUUGACCAUUUUUCUAUUGAAAGAAAAUGUAUUUUUUAUUUCUUCUCAUAUUUGCUGAUGUUGCAACUAGUAACAUAAUAAGUAACGAUGCAUUGCAUUUCCUAGUAACAAAUUUCAGAACCAUGAGCAAUCAAUGCGUCGAAGAAAUCGAUUUAAAUUUUAGGGCGUUACAAAUGUUUCUUAGGGUUGGCGACACCAGCGACCCAGAAUUGAAGAAAUACCUAUUUUGUAUGGGACAAACGUUGGGAAUUCAAAAUGCUGUAGGCGAAAUGAGAAUACAACCAUUAGAGGAAUUUAUAGAAUAUAUAUUGAAAAACAAAUACAGAGCCCUAGUUUUGGCCGCUUCGUGUAUUACGAAUGAGUUUGAUGGACCAGAAAAUAUUUUUGAAACUAUGGAGUGUCUAUUAAGUGAACAGGAAUUCUAGCGAUUUAAUUUAUUUAACCCAAAAUAAACAAUCGCAAUAUACCUUAAUAGUGGAGCUGUUUUCUUACGUAGAGGCAGCGUCAAUGAUUUUUUAAAAUAACUUUGUUUUUAGCUUGUACCAGCUUAAAGUAUAAGGUUUAAAGAAUGGAAUCAUCUAGUUUAUAUUAAUUUGUCCUGUUUCGUUAUUAGGUAUAUUAAAAAAUCAUAAAAAAUUAUUUUAAAAACCGUAGUUAUAAAGUAGCAGAUUUCAUUACAUAUAUUUUUUUUUUUCAGUAUAUCUCUGAAUAUAUUUUUUUUCUUUACUGGGUAUUUUUCAAAUAUAAGACACGUUACACUUAAGAAAUAUAUGAGAAAGUAAUUUGUUAGAGUAGAAAUUUUCUAUCAAUUCCUUUACUUUCUUAAUACAUCAAUUUUUAACAGAUGUCUUAAGGAUACUAUCAUAGAAAUAACAUUGCCACUUUUUUGAGAUAUUUAAAUUUGUCUCGCAUCGUUCCAGUCGCCUAAGCAAUUUGUGAAGUGAUCCACAAAAAAUGUAUUUCAUAAAAAAAAUACGUAUGUUAGAGCGCAGAUAUUAAUUUUAUCCAUAAAAAUUUAAAACAUAUAAAUAUACCAUCUCGCAAAUACAAGCAUGAGGCGAAUGUAGUGUUGGCACAUCGUCGACUUACUAUCAAAAUUUUCAGAGUCUAGUGAUUUUACAAGAGACACAAAAUAGUAUAUUACAUUACGAGUGUAUAAAAUCACUUUUCACACAAGUGAUGCACAAUAUUUUUCCUACGACCACAAAAUAAUUUCCUGAAAAAAUGUAAAACCAGAUUAUUAUUAUAAUAAUUAAAAUGUAUUUAAAAAAAUAAUCAACAAUAAUCGUAUUUAUUCAAUUUUCAUAUUUCCUAAACAAAAAAAAACUAAAAAAAACUAAAAAAAAAACAAAAAAAAAAAUAAAAAAAAAAUAAAAAAAAUACUGCCCCUGCAAGGAUUUGAACCCGGUCACUCGCCAGGUCUCAAAUAGCAAAGUUGAUAAAGUUUGUUACUCUAACCAUCUGAGCUAAUAGACCUUGUGUCAAUUGAAGGAUCUAAUCGGUUGUGUUUAAGCAGAAUAAAAAGCAAACAUAACUUAGUUAUUUUAAAAUUAUUUUAAUAAUAACUGUUAAAGAUAAAUAUCUAGGAUUUAAUUUACAACAGUUUCAAUAAUUUAACAAUCAUAUCGAUAUUAGUAUUAAUAUGGACAUUAUAUAGAUCAAAAUAGAAAUGACGCGUUUGACAUUUUGUGACAGAUGAUGUGGAAAGUAGCAUAUUCGUACACGGGUGAAAAGAAAAUUCUUAUUCAUACGCGUGUGAUAUAGGGCACUUUCCAUAGGACUAUAUAGUGUGAUAUGUGUCACUUUCCUAAGUGGUCGUAGGAAAAAUAUUUAAUUUUGUUUUAGUACAAGAUAGGCAUUUGAAAUACCGACAAUGCUCUAGAUCAGGCCUGCACAACAUACAUGCGGGCAGCCAUUGUCGCAUUCUUGGCCGUUUGUCCGUUGACCAGUUAGGCCCAUCUACGUUAAACUAUACAUUUUUCAGUAACAAAAUUGCAUUUAUGUAUUAAUUGCCUUUCUUAGGAGCUCAAGGACGUGGUUCGUUAUAACCUAACAGUCUUUUAUUUUUAUUUUUUUUUUGUUAGAAGCUCGACAGAAGGACUUGAUGUAUAAAAUCAUAAAAUAAGGACUUUUUUAGGAUCUGAACAGACCACCUCGACCAGUUUUAUAAAUGUAUAAGCUCAGGACUCUCUUGGCCCUUUAAAACUUUCAGUUGUGCAGGCCUGAUCUAGAUGAAGAUUAGAAUCGAACUAGACUUGUGAGGUUUUGCAGGACAAAGGAUAUGCUUAUUCUUGCUAAAUAUGAAGAACAUUCUUCUGCAUUUAUUGGUUAUAAUUUGAAGCAGAAGCUUGUACUUGUAAAGUAAAAGCAUAUCCUUCAGAAAAACAGGUUAAUCAAUAGCAGACUCAGCGCUGCAGUAAAAGGUGUUUUAUCCGAGUUUUAGCGCGAUGGCGAAUAUUAUUGUGGAUGUAAGAUUAUAGGCCCGCUUAUGUACACUUGUUCGUGAUUUUUACUCGGGAAGGUGAUCCUGGCUAUCAACAGGGUAUAGGUCAAGAAUAUUGGUGUAAGUUAAGCUACCGUAUUUUAAGCUGUGAAUGCAUUAGUUGAUAGUGUAAUUGCACAUUCAAAUGAAUGGAUACAGUUUCCAACUACUAACAAAGAAAUAACAGAAGCAAAAGUGUUCUGGCAAACGAAGUAUAAGUUUCUGACAGCAAUUGGUGUAGUCAAUUGUACCCACAAUGGGAUACUAAAACUAACACUACAUCUAGAUGACAACAUUAAUCGAGAAGGUCAGCCUACUCUGAAUGCGCAGGUCUCUUGUGAUACCUAAGAAAUGAUUAUUAGUGUUGACGCAAGUUGGCCCAGAUCCGUGCAUGACUCUAGGAUGUUUACAUUUACGAAGUAAAGGCAAUGCUGUGCUACUUAAUAUGGAAUAAAUCCAUGCCUCAUGACUCAUUCCAUUUCGAAAUCCUACGCCUGGUGCUAAGUUAAAAUAUAACAAAAUUUUGAAAAAUUGAACGAUGUUUUAGCAGUCUUCAUAGUUUUAGCAAACUGAAAUGUUUUCAUUGUUAAGGCAGGUACAGAUCUGAGCACGUACGCGUAUGAGGCACACCGAGGACGCAUGAGCAUGCAGAUGUGUAAAUGCGGCAAAUCGCCCCGAUCCGUUUGUUGAAGGUACGUCAAAGGGAGGCAAUCCGCAGUACGUGCUCAGUCUGGACAGGGAAUUUGUAACAUACAGCAUCGUACAGAUUAUAGCGAGCUUUUAGGAUUUAUUUUGGAGUGGAACCAAGAAAACGUUUUGCUUCUCCUGGAUUUAAAUCAGCGUGAUAUCUUAAGAAAGCAAAACCAUAAAAACACCAUAAAAAAGAAUAUCCUUGGUAGGAAAUCCGACAUCCAUUCCUUUCUCUCCUUUUUUCUUUAAAUUAAUAAAACUUGAAUCCAACUCCUCGACGUCAUUCUCAUCCUUCAUUUUUGUUACCAGAAACAAUAUAUACAAAGUUUGGAACGGUUACAUCAAAUGUGUUUUUUUUUUUUUU
Psylliodes chrysocephalus is the source of this 3609-nucleotide messenger RNA. NCBI's taxonomy places the organism in Eukaryota, Metazoa, Arthropoda, Insecta, Coleoptera, Chrysomelidae. The record is from the annotation of a GenBank genome assembly.